AUGUCUACUGUUACAAUUGGAACACAUGAUGGUAAAUUUCAUACCGAUGAAGCUUUUGCAUGUUUUUUGUUAAAAUGCCUUCCGGAAUAUAAAGAUGCUCAAAUUAUUCGUUCCCGUAAUCAAGAAAAACUUGAUUGUUGUACAAUCGUUGUUGAUGUUGGUGGUAUUUUUAGUCAUGAAAAAUUGAGAUAUGAUCAUCAUCAAAGAACAUUUAAUGAAACUAUGGCAUCUCUUAAUAUUUUACCAAAUUUUAAUACAAAAUUAUCAUCAGCUGGUUUAAUUUAUGCAUUUUAUGGAAAAAGAGCAAUUGCUUCAAUACUUUCUAUUCCUGAAUCACAUGAACAUAUUCCUUUAUUAUACAAUAAAAUGUAUGAACAUUUUGUUGAAAAUGUAGAUGCAGUGGAUAAUGGAAUAGCUCAGUGUGAUUGUAAAAAAAGUGAGAAAAGAUAUUCUAAAGCUGAAUCUUUAGAUAGUCGUGUUUCUGAUUUAAUGCCUUAUUGGAAUGAUCCAAAUCAAAAUACUGAUGAAAGAUUUUUAAAAGCAGUUAAUUUGACUGGUGAAUCUUUUACUAACAAAUUAAGUUUUUAUUUCAAAGCUUGGUUACCUGCUAGAGAAAUUGUCAGAAGUGUCAUUAAUAAUAGAUGUGAUUUUCAUGAAAGUGGAAAAAUAAUUCUUCUCCCUGAUUGUGGUUUACCAUGGAAAUCUCAUUUAUUAGAAAUUGAAAAAGAACUUGAUCUCACUAACGAUGAAAUUUUGUUUGCAAUUUUUAAAGAUUCACAGGGAAAUGGAUAUAGAGUUUCAACAAUUCCUCUUCACGAUGAUGGAAGUUUUGAUUUUAGACUUGGAUUACAUGAUAAAUGGAGAGGACUUAGAGAUGAUGAAUUAGUAGCUACCAGUGGCAUUCCAACUGCAUACUUUGUUCAUAUGAAUGGAUUUAUUGGAGGUGCUAGAACUUUAGAAGAUGCAAAAGAAAUGGCAUUGAAAUCAAUGGAAUCUGUUGGAUGUGUUAUAAAGAGAAGUAAGAGAGUUAAGAGAGAUGAUUAA
Molecule: messenger RNA, 1044 nt
Organism: Strongyloides ratti
Lineage: Eukaryota; Metazoa; Nematoda; Chromadorea; Rhabditida; Strongyloididae
Product: UPF0160 protein MYG1, mitochondrial
Exons: 1
Coding region: 1-1044 (347 amino acids)
Cellular component (GO): cytoplasm; nucleus
Source: RefSeq, a predicted model, not a curated record